Erigeron canadensis is the source of this 1652-nucleotide messenger RNA. RefSeq lists its product as uncharacterized. The coding region runs from base 93 to 1421 and encodes 442 amino acids. Gene Ontology annotation, biological process: lipid catabolic process. The transcript is spliced from 6 exons. Lineage: Eukaryota; Viridiplantae; Streptophyta; Magnoliopsida; Asterales; Asteraceae. The record is from RefSeq and is a predicted model, not a curated record.
UUAAAUAAAUAAACAACAAUUUUCUACUGUUUUGUGACAGGCAGAAAAAGCUCAAUGCUUGGGGAAGCAGUUGACUUAAUUUCCAAGCCACAAUGUCAAUUGCAUGUUGCGUCCCCAUUCUCGAAUGUGUAUACUGUAUAGCCUGUGCUCGAUGGGCUUGGAAACGAUGCCUUCAUACUGCAGGCCAUGAUAGUGAGACAUGGGGUUUUGCCACAGCUGAUGAAUUUGAGCCUGUCCCUAGGCUUUGUCGGUAUAUUCUUGCAGUAUAUGAGGAUGAUCUUACAUGCCCCCUGUGGGAACCUCCAGGUGGAUAUGGAAUCAAUCCAAAUUUUAUAAUUGUGAAGAGAACCUAUGAUGAUACUCAUGGAAAGGCGCCACCAUAUUUUUUGUAUCUAGAUCAUGCUCAUUGUGAUAUAGUUAUUGCUAUUAGGGGACUUAACUUGGCAAGCCAUAAAGAUUAUGCAGUUUUGUUGGAUAAUAAGUUGGGUCAAAGGAAAUUUGAUGGUGGUUAUGUUCAUAACGGAUUGUUAAAAGCAGCUGGAGUUGUACUAGAUGCAGAAAGUGAUACUUUGAAGAAGUUGUUGGAGAGUUAUCCGAGCUAUACUUUGACUCUAACAGGUCACUCGCUUGGGUCAGGUGUGGCUGCGUUGUUGGCAAUGGUGGUGGUGAAAAACCGAGAUAAGUUGGGGAAUAUUGAUAGAAAGAGGGUCCGAUGCUAUUCAAUUGCACCUGCCAGAUGCAUGUCACUGAAUUUGGCUGUAAGAUAUGCGGAUAUCAUCAAUUCUGUCGUGCUUCAGGAUGAUUUCUUGCCAAGGACUGCCACGCCAUUGGAAGACAUUUUUAAGUCAGUUUUCUGUUUACCAUGUUUGUUGUGCUUAAGAUGCAUAAGAGACACAUUCACAUCGGAGGAGAAGAAAAUCAAAGAUCCAAGAAGGUUAUAUGCACCCGGCCGGCUCUAUCACAUUGUUGAGAGAAAACCUUUCAGAUGUGGCAGGUUUCCACCCAUUGUAAGAACUGCAGUGCCUGUUGAUGGAAGAUUUGAGCACAUUGUGCUUUCUUGCAAUGCAACCUCUGACCAUGCCAUCAUUUGGAUAGAGAGGGAAGCCAAAAUGGCAUUAGAUAUUAUGUUAGAGGAAGAUCCAAUAAUGGAGAUUCCCACAAAACAAAAGAUGGAGAGACAACAAACUUUGGAAAGAGAACAUGGCGAUGAAUACAAGAAGGCGUUACAGAGGGCGGUUACGCUGGCAGUGCCCCAUGCCAUUAUACCUUCCGAGUAUGGCACAUUUCAGGACAUUGAGGAGGGGAAGAAUUUAGGCCGAAAACAUAGUCCCGGAGAGAGUUGGAAUGAUUUGAUUGAACGUUUAUUUGAAAAGGAUGAACCGGGGCACAUGGUUCUGAGAAAAUCACAUUCUAUUGUAUAAUAUAUAUUCUCGAGUUUUGAUGCACCAAUCGAUAUGUAAAUGUUUGUGGGAUUUUGGGGUUGGGGGAGUUUUUCAUUUAUUGAUUCAUUCUAUUUGUUUAAGAAGGAAAGUCUCCUUCUCAUUGUCCGAUACUUCAAAAGUCAUAAGUACUUGCGAUGUUGCUUAUCAGAUUGAUACAGAUAAAUGUUAAGAAUAAUAAAAAAGAUUAAAGUGACCAAGUUUUUACUAGUA